AAUCUUCGCAACAGCCUCGACACCACCCAGCGGUCCCAGCCCGAAUGUUUAUCGCCCUCGACACCUAAAGUCUUCAGACCGCCCUGGUCUUGCUGGCCGAAUUGUCCGUGUGAUCAUUUGCAUGGUCUCCAGACACACCACAUGCAAAGAUAGCCCAAUAGCCACUGCAGAAGGGUGUUGUAGGGGGGUUGGUUUUUGGAACGUGGGCAACGGUAGAUCCUUGGUUGCAUUCAGAGAGAAGUCUUUGAGGGGAAUCCGUGACCGUCCCAAACAUGCCGCCACGCAAAAAUGCUAUUGCGGUCAAGGGGGCAUGAAUGUUGUUACCGACCCUUGCGUCAAUUGCGGAUACUCUAGGUGUUCGCGUUGUCGUGUAGAAAAAUUGCACGUACGGCAACACUUACACCACGAUACUGCCCACAGCCAGCAUACACAUCACAGUCAUACGUGAUAGAUAAAAAGACGGAUGACUUGUUGAUUCGACCGCAAGCAUCGUGUCUCCGGCAUAGCAAAAAGGUUUCAACAAGAGGAGAGUCGCAAAA
Molecule: messenger RNA, 539 nt
Organism: Colletotrichum godetiae
Lineage: Eukaryota; Fungi; Ascomycota; Sordariomycetes; Glomerellales; Glomerellaceae
Exons: 4
Coding region: 122-448 (108 amino acids)
Source: RefSeq, a predicted model, not a curated record